Messenger RNA from Dibothriocephalus latus, 339 nucleotides. The record is from the annotation of a GenBank genome assembly. NCBI's taxonomy places the organism in Eukaryota, Metazoa, Platyhelminthes, Cestoda, Diphyllobothriidea, Diphyllobothriidae.
AUGGUCAGGCGAACUCAGUAUCAUAGUCUCGAACGUUUGUCCUCAGGCGACAGUGGGUCCCCACGAAAAAUGGGCCACAUCUCCGGCAAGGCCUACAUCAAGGGCGAUAUCUACUUCGAUGGCUGCUACGAGGAGACCUGCCACAAGGGUGACUACUACGGCUACGGCUGCCACGCUGGCCACUGCGCCUACAUCUGCCACCCCAAGGGCUGCUACGAGGCACACGCCUACUCCCAGACCAGUGGCGAGAGCUGGGGCCAACAGGAGGGCUACGGCAAACGCUUUGAGAAGGGUGGCUCCAAAGGCCAGAGCCAUCUCAGCAACACUGUUGUCCUCUAG